Messenger RNA from Melanaphis sacchari, 1188 nucleotides. Its product is annotated as putative nuclease HARBI1. The record is from RefSeq and is a predicted model, not a curated record. Bases 1 to 1188 code for a protein of 395 amino acids. The transcript is spliced from 3 exons. Lineage: Eukaryota; Metazoa; Arthropoda; Insecta; Hemiptera; Aphididae.
AUGAAUGAUCUGGUUGUUGAAAGUUGUGCUGUUUUAAGUUCGUUUUUUGCUACUAUCUUAGCAAAAAAUAUGGAGCGCUUACAGGACACAAUUACAAGAAAACGAAAAAAAAGACGUUUUUGGGUUAGAGAAUGGAUACAGCGAAGAAAUAUGUUAGGAGCGUCAAACUUGUUUGAAUACCUCUUAAAACGUGUUACAAAUAUUAUUUCAAAAUCUGACACUAACAUGAGACAAGCAAUUAGUGCAAAAACAAAAUUAGAGGUGACUUUACGGUAUUUAGCUACAGGUGAUUCCUUAAAAAGUUUAGAAUUUUUGUUCCGUGUUCCAAAAAACACAAUAAGUAAAUUUAUUCCAGAAACCUGUGAAGCAAUAUACAAUGAACUAGCAGAAUUCAUACAAGUCCCUGCAACAUCAGAUGAGUGGAAAAACAUUGAAUAUGGUUUUAGAACGCGAUGGAAUUUUCCUGGUUGUGUAGGGGCUCUAGAUGGUAAGCAUGUUGUCAUACGAGCUCCUCCCGGAAGUGGUUCAGAUUAUUUUAAUUAUAAAAAAAGUUAUAGUAUUGUGUUAAUGGCCUUGGUAGAUUCCGAUUAUUGUUUUUUAUAUGUUGAUGUUGGAGCGAAAGGGAGAAGAUCAGAUGCAGGAAUUUUUCAAAAUAGCUCUUUGUACAACGCUUUAGAAACAAACUCACUAGCCAUACCAAACAAUUUCGUUAUUUUGGCUGAUGAUGCAUUUCCGUUAAAAAAUUAUAUAAUGAAACCCUACAGUCGACGCAAUUUAACCCCUGCAGAAAGGAUUUACAAUUAUCGAUUGUCAAGAGCAAGACGUGUAGUGGAAAACGCCUUUGGCAUACUCGCGAGUAAAUUUAGAUUGUUUGAAAAACCAAUUUCAUUAAAAUUAGAAACGUUAGACAAAGUUGUCCUCGCAUGCUGUGCAAUUCAUAAUUGGUUGAAAAAAACAAACCCUCGGUAUGUGACGGGAGAUCUGAUUGAUUAUGAGGAUGAGAACCACAGAGUUUUUCUUGGAUCAUGGCGUCAAAAUAAUAGUGGAUUACAGAAUCUACCAGCAACUAACCACAAACAUUCUAAUAUGGAGGCACAACAAAUACGGAAUAAAUAUCGUGAUUAUUUUAAUAACGAAGGAGCUGUUCCCUGGCAAAACCAUAUAACUGAUGUGUCAAAUGAACUGUAA